AUAUUUCAAUCAUCUGCAUUUGAUUACUAGAUCCUUUUAAGGAAAGAAGCCAAAGUAAAGAGAAGAAGGUUCCAUUAUAAUGGAGAAUGAAGGUUUAGGAGAGUUAAAUGUGAAGAUUGUAGAUCGUUGCCUGGUGCCACCAUGCAUGCCGUCACCUCAAGACACCCUCUAUUUGUCCAAUCUCGAUAACCAGCCAGUAGUGAGAUUGGUCUUUAAUACGUUGCUUGUGUACGAGGGUUGUGAAAAUAAGUUAGCAGAACCUGCCAAAACAAUUCGGGAGGCUCUGUCAAAGGUGCUGGUGUAUUAUUAUCCUCUGGGUGGCAGACUGAGAAAGAAAGAAGAUGGGAAGCUUCAAUUGGAGUGCACAGGAGAAGGUGUUCUCUUUGUGGAAGCCAUGGUAGACAAUAGCCUAUCAGUCCUCCGAGAUUUGGAAUACCUCAAGCCAUCAUUUAAACAGCUGCUCUAUACGUUCCCUUUCAGUACAGAUGUUGAGGAGCUUCAUCCCAUGGUUAUUCAGGUAAAUCAUUUCACAUGUGGAGGGUUUGUUGUAGCAGUGACCUUCCAUCAUAGUGUAUGUGAUGGACGAGGGUUAGGACAAUUUCUCAAAGGUCUUGGAGAGAUGGCUAGGGGAGAUGCUAUGCCCUCUGUGAAACCAAUAUGGGAUAGAGAGCUUCUUAAGCCAAGUAAGUUGUUGGUUCAUGACUUAGACUUGAUUGAAGAAAAAAGGGGGAGUACAUCUGACUCAUGGCCACCUCCAAUAUCUAAAGAAUCAAUUCAAAUUUCUCUUAGUUUAGAAUCUAAGGCAAUAAAAUGUAUGAAGCAAGUAAUUAUGCAAGAAUGUGGAGAAAUUUGCACUACAUUUGAAAUUGUUACAGCUUUGGUUUGGAGAGCAAGGACAAAGGCACUUGAAAUUCCAUAUAUACAAAGUAUGGAUGUUUUAUUUGCAGUAGAUGGGAGGGAAUCACUUAAUCCACCACUACCAAAUGGAUACUAUGGAAAUGGUUUUGGUGUUGCAUGUGCAAAGGCUACCAUCCAUGAACUCAUGAACCAACCUCUUUCAUAUAUAGUGAGCAUUAUAAAGAAAGCAAAGAUGUCAAUAACUGACAAGUAUCUUAAAUCAAUGAUUGAUGAAGACCAAUUUACUGGUGAUGUUUCUAGUAACCAAGGUAAUAUACUUCUAAGUGAUUGGAGGUGGUUGGGAUUUAAUGAAGUUGACUUUGGAUCAGGAUGGCCAGUGGAUGUAUGUACUAUGCAGUGGAAUGAAAAUGGAUUAAACUUGUCAAAUGGUUUUAUCUUCCUUCCUCCCAAUAGAAAGAUUGAUGAAUUUAAGAUGAUAACAUGGAUGGACCCACAAGAAUUCAUGUUAUUUAAAAUAGAAAUUGAAGCCAUCAUCAACAAAUAUGUUGAAAAAAAUUGAUUAUAUAAGUUGUAAUGUAUAUAAAUUGAUGGUCAGGUCAGACUAUUUGAUAAAUAUCCCAUGAUUUAGUUAUAUUGGGUCAUUUGGAUAGAGUGCAAUUGAUUAUAUAAGGUGAUGAGUAGGCAUACAUGGGUUUAGUGGUUUACCCAUCCAAUAUAUUAUUAGGAGGAUGUCUAUAUAAAGAAGGUGGAUAUAAUGUGGGGAAUGUACAAAAUGUUUGGUAUUGUGCUUGGGAUCUCUUGAAGAUACAAUAUGGAGUGGCUUCUCCCUUAAGGCGAAUAAUAUGCUCUAAAAUGUUAUUUUUUUUCUCCAUAUAUUGGAUAUUAUGUUACCUUGCCCUACAAACA
Messenger RNA from Cryptomeria japonica (Japanese cedar), 1764 nucleotides. Its product is annotated as 3'-N-debenzoyl-2'-deoxytaxol N-benzoyltransferase. Bases 80 to 1417 code for a protein of 445 amino acids. The transcript is spliced from 2 exons. Lineage: Eukaryota; Viridiplantae; Streptophyta; Pinopsida; Cupressales; Cupressaceae. The record is from RefSeq and is a predicted model, not a curated record.